AUGGACCCUAACGAUAGCCCUCUCAGCAACCUUGAUUUGUGGUGCGACUGGAGCGGUGUUCCAGAAGAACCAGUGUCUAUCACAAUCGCCAUGGAGCUACAAACCUGCGGCCAUCCCAACCUCAAUUUACCCAUCCUCAACGUCCAGUCACCAAACACCGUGAAGAUCCCGUCUUGGGUCAUCCGGUUGAAGCCUGACUAUGCCCACUAUGAUGCCGACACUCCGCCGGAGAAAGAGGAUUGGCGGCAUGGUCUGGAACAUAGCGAUGAGACCGAGAAAUACCCUGCCAAGAAUGGCUCUGUUCCUGACUCUGGGAGUGUUGUUGUUCAUGAUGAUCCGCAGGGUGUCUCUAGUCCUACUGUGAAUAUCUCCGGGAUGUACACCAAGGUUGAGAGCUCGGGUAGCUCAACCUCUUCUGCCCCUCGCAAGAGCCAGGUCGACAGCCUGGGUAGCCCGCACUCCUCCAACCCUCGGAAGAGAUCGGCCAAGGCUGCUUCUCUGCCUGACUCAAUCGCUCCUGACGAUGAGUACCAAUGCACCCGACACAAACUUAUGAUGACCAAGAUCGACCUGCCGCCGGAACUGGAGCCUGUGUCCCAGGACAAUAGCCCCGCCAUCGAGAAAAUCAGCAGCUUCAUUUCCAGUCUAGAGGAAGCCAGCAUCACGCCUGAGAAUAUCCUCUUGCCUCAAGACUCUGUGCCAGUUACCCCGAGCAUUACAUCUGAGCAUAUUUUGCUAAACGGCAAAGGACCGACGGUUUAUAAUGUACCUGAAUCUGAUGACACUUCUCUCAACAAGAUUGACUUGAGCGGCACUAAACCGCUCACCGAAGCGAACUUGCUCCAUCGGAAUUAUGAUAUACUAUCAACUCGUGGGUGCAAUGGAAGCCUCUCUGACAGCGAAGAUUCUGACAAAGAAAAAGAGGACCUGCUUGUCUCACUUGAAUCCAUUGCAUCACCAUCAUUUUUCUCGUGCUCUGGGUUUUAUGGACUUCUGUCCCCGACGUCCGCGGAAAUUGACAAAGAGAAAAACAAGCCCAAGCUCAUCUUAAACAAUGACAUUCUUUAUGUUCAGACCCCUUCCACUGUCUACUCUGCGACAUACCAAAUUGCGAUUGCGCUCAAGAUCAGGCUGCAGAAAGGAAAAUCGAGGGAUUGGUGGAAGUUGAUUGUGAAUGGACUACCUCGACUCGCCCAAUCCGAGUCUGGUUAUCUCUACUUCCGAACACCCCCGGGCCAGGGAAUGGAGUUCAUGACCUCAUCGUUCAAACGACAUACCCUCGUGGAAAGCUGCUUGAUGGCUCAGAUUCACAGUGGAAAAAGCCUCGUGGUUCCGUUCCGUAGGUGCAACGCAGAAUACUACGGACAACUCAAGGACCACAAAGUCAACACGGUCAUACGGGCCGAGGUGGCAGACGCCGGCGAUCCAUCGUCCUAUCUAAUCAAAUACAAUGCCGUUUGCUCCAUUGGUCUCAUCAAUCAUAACUUCUGGGCUGAGAAGUGCAAAUUCAACCUCUUUGUGCAUGGCGGUCCAGACGGCGAGUUCAACGCCGUUUUUGCAGCAAAAAAGCCUCUGAUAAACUCGAUUCGGCUACAAACAGCGCUGGAUGGGAUGGGAAUCUCGCGCAUCGAUGUUGUCAGUGUUCCCCAAGCUCUGGAAAUGUUCACGGUGUCGUGGGAAGUCACACUGCCGCGAGGCAAGGCUGUCACCUGGCUGCCAUGGAUUAAGACCACGGUCAGCUUCCGUGAUGUUGAAACUAUUCUCCAAGAGGACUACGCCAUCUUUAGCCCCAAGCAUGAAGUGAUCCCUCCGAAGCGCCAGAAGGUUGAUGUUGAUACUAGGAGCCAAUUUUCAAGUGGCCAACUGGGAAUGUUUUUCGAUUUUAAGCCCCCAGUUAUGGCAACCCCAGCUCCAUAUCUUCAACGUGGAGCUCUUCUCAAUCACAAGCCUAAGAUCCAUGGGCCUCUAUUUGGCAAACCAGCUUCCAAGUCUACAAGUACACAGACUGUUGCGGGAACUCCAGUUGCCGAGCCAAAGAAGCCCGGCCGUGCUGUCGGAUUGUGGACCUUAAUCAGGUUCGUUUUCCAACUGCUUAGUUUCUUGGCAUCUGUUCACACCAUCUACUGGUCGUACUUGCUGCUCAACCGUGGGUUCCGUCUCGACCUCCGUGCUCUCCACACUUCAUGCCCGCCAAACGAAGUGUAUGUCUAUGAUCCAGUGGACUGCGCAGAGAAUUUUACCAAUCCUGACUUGGAGAAGGAGUUGAAAAACGUCUUGAUGGAGUUUAAUCUUCAGCCUGAGCCGAUUCGAUUUGAAGUUCAGCCGUCCGUCAACACCACACCUGCCAGCAUCACCCCAAUGCCCUUGAGAGACCGCAUCGAUUACCUUCUCGGAUGGCGAGGGCCAAUGGAGUAA
Messenger RNA from Penicillium hordei, 2415 nucleotides. RefSeq lists its product as uncharacterized. Lineage: Eukaryota; Fungi; Ascomycota; Eurotiomycetes; Eurotiales; Aspergillaceae. Bases 1 to 2415 code for a protein of 804 amino acids. The transcript is spliced from 2 exons. The record is from RefSeq and is a predicted model, not a curated record.